Coregonus sp. 'balchen' is the source of this 8653-nucleotide messenger RNA. The record is from the annotation of a GenBank genome assembly. NCBI's taxonomy places the organism in Eukaryota, Metazoa, Chordata, Actinopteri, Salmoniformes, Salmonidae.
AUGACGUAGUGCAAAAGGCCAGAUUUGUUGUAAUUUUAGUGGUAUUUUCCAUUGGUCUUUACAGCAGAAAUCGAUUUUAGAUGGUAUCUUGAGGAAUAUAGGUAAUCUGAAUUGUAGUACCGAAGGGACCGUCAUUAAAUAUUAAGAAAAAAAGGAUCCCAACCCUCCUUAUCAAUGCAAAUGACUCUUUUGUGUGCAGCCACAGCUCCUGUCUGGAGCGGUGAGAUGGAUUUUUAAUUAUGUGUGACUAAAACAAACUGUGGCAAAGAUUUUAAAAGGGGAGAACCUCAGAAAAUAAGACACAUUUACGGUAAGUUGCUUUGCUUUGCUUUCAGUUUAAGACUCCCAUCCGCUAUAGCGCGACGAAAUGGCGAGAGGAAAGUCGUUUUUUUGUUAAUAUGCAAUGCUCUUAAUUAGCAUAAUUUAUAUAUUUAUGAUAAAGAGAGGGAAACACAUAAAAUACAGUCCCCAGGCAUGGAAUGGCGGGUGAUUUUGGUCGCAGCAUGUUUAAUGGGUAACAUCGUGUCCUCAAAUAAGUACACGGCGAUACUUUUAUUGCGGCUAGGUUGGGGGUGGUGUAUGGGGAUCAACACCUGCCGAAGUUUUGACAGAUCUAUAAUUUCUGUGUUGGGGUGUGCUGCGCGCCACUUAUCUUUUUGACGUUACGUUAAAAUAUUAGAAUCUCGAAUAGUUUUUUUCAGCUGUUAUCGUUCUAGAAAGCUAGAUGUUUGGGGAGACGCAGGAGGGCCUAUUUUCUAGGGCUAGGCCACUUAUGAUCAAGAAGCUGCCUAUUCAUGGUGCAUUAUUCAUAUGUUUAAUUUGACAUAAAGACGUUGCCUUUAUGAAAAAUCAAGUCAUACAGUCUAUUAUUACUGUGUGUGAGCGUGCACCCCUGUAGUCCCCAGUACAAGUAGGCCUACACUGUCCGGACUAAAUAUCCUAGUUGUGACUUCUAUUUCUAGUGCUCUCACUUUUGAGCCAUCAUUUGAUUAGUUGUUUUUAUACCCUUUAACUUAGUGAUGGGCAACUUUGAUGGGAGUGUGGGCCACUAAAAGAUACAUAUAUAUUUUGGUUCUUGUGGAAAUGUAUCCGCGGGCCUACAAAAGGGGUCCGCCAGUUGCCCAUCCCUGCUUUAACUACUACUAUAAACCAAAUUGUCAUGGCUACAGCUGCCUGCCUGCACAUCUGACCACCAUUUUAUUAGAUAAGCCUAUCAGACACUAAAUGUAGGAGGGUUAUUUGAACUAUUUGCUAUUGAACAGUCGUUUUUAGUAGCACUAAUGUCUACAACCUUUAUUUCAUAGAGUAUAUAGAAAAAGUAUCAGCACACCACAUAGAUGGAAAACACAAUUCACAUAGGCUAGCUUAAUACCUGGUAGUUUUGAUGGUACAGUAUUCUCCCGCCUUACUUAGAAUAUCAAGACAGUGACUGCUUGGUGGUGAGAGCACUGAACCAUGGACCCUCAGGAUCUCCCUGCUGCUGACACACCCCUCACUGUCAAUGAACAGGUACCACUAACCUCUCUGUCAACACUACCUGAUAUCAUGUUAGUAACACACCCCUGCCCAACUUUCCAAAAUCUAUGUUGCCUCUGCUUUAUAGUCUUCUGUCAUGAACUGUUGCCACCUCCAUGUCACCAUAUAUUUGGAAUGAUUAACCCCACACAGUCAUCUUGAGGUUGACAUACACACUAUAUAAAAAAGUAUGUGGACACCCCUUCAAAUGAGUGGAUUUGGCUAUUUCAGCCACACCCGUUGCUGACAGGUGUAUAAAGUCGAGCACACAGCCAUGCAAUCUCCAUAGACAAACAUUGGCAGUAGAAUGGCCUUACUGAAGAGCUCAGUGACUUUCAACGUGGCACCGGCAUAGGAUGCCACCUUUCCAACAAGUCAGUUCAUCAGAUUUCUGCCAUGCUAGAGCUGCCUCGGUCAACUGUAAGUGCUGUUAUUGUGAAGUGGAAACGUCUAGGGACAACAACGGCUCAGCCGCGAAGUGGUAGGCCACACAAACUCACAGAACGGGACCACCGAGUGCUAAAGCGCAAGCCUAAGAUCACCAUGCGCAAUGCCAAGCGUCAGCUGGAGUGGUGUAAAGCUCGCCGCCAUUGGACUCUGGAGCAGUAGAAAGCGUUCUCUGGGGUGAUGAAUCACGCUUCACCAUCUGGCAGUCCGACUGAUUAAUUUGGGUUUGGCGGAUGCCAGGAGAACGCUACCUGCCCGAAUGCAUGGUGCCAACCUUACAUUUUGGUGGAGGAGGAAUAAUGGUCUGGGUCUGUUUUUCAUGGUUCGGGCUAGGCCCCUUAGUUCCAGUGAAGGGAAAUCUUAACGCUACAGCAUACAAUGACAUUCUAGACGAUUCUGUGCUUCCAACAUUGUGGCAAUUUGGGGAAGGCCCUUUCCUGUUUCAGCAUGACAAUGCCCCCGUGCACAAAGCGAGGUCCAUACCGAAAUGGUUUGUCGAGAUCAGUGUGGAUGAACUUGACUGGCCUGCACAGAGCCCUGACCUCAACCCCAUCGAACACCUUUGGGAUGAAUUGGAAAACCGACUGCGAGCCAGGCCUAAUCGCCCAACAUCAGUGCCCGACCUCAGUAAUGCUCUCGUGGCUGAAUAGAAGCAAGUCCCCGCAGCAAUGUUCCAACAUCUAGUGGAAAGCCUUCCCAGAAGAGUGGAGGCUGUUAUAGCAGCAAAGUGGGGACCAACUCCAUAUGAAUGCCCAUGAUUUUGGAAUUAGAUGUUUGACGAGCAGGUGUCCACAUACUUUUGGCCAUGUAGUGUAGUUUGCCACUUAAUAUGUCAUCAAUUAAUACCGCUUCCGUAACACUUCUGAGUUUGCGCUACACUCUUUCAUGCUUAUUGAUUAAUUGUGUAUGUUCACUCCGGCUGUGUCCUUUACACUCAUAGUCAGCAAACUAAAGCAAUUUAUUUCUUGAAUUAUGAGAGGAGCUCUCAGAAAGCAUCGCUUGAGCUGCUUGUUGGCUGACACUCUUGUUGUAGUUUUGUUGAACUAAUGUUUUUUUUUCAUUUGUGUGCUUUUGUUUUGGUUCAUUGUGUCCUAACGUGUGUGCUUGGCCUCUCUGUUGUUCUCCUUAGCCAUUCACUGUCUGACUGCAGACAUAUUUUUUCAGCCAUUAGGUUCCUGCACUUUGAAAUUCCCUACCAAAAACAACCAGGUAUGCUUUCAGUCUUUCCUGCAUUGCACUGUCUCUCUGUCUGCACCUUGCCCUCCAGCUCAGGUUUUCUGUGCCUCUCCUUUACACCUUUCAUGGCUGCAUCCACGCAUGCAUCAUGUCUUUGCUUUGUUAUAUUUACUAAUAAUAUACAAAUAGGAUAAUUAGGAUAAGGCUAAUUACUGCUGUUACUCUGUUCCACAAGUAACCAAUAGACAUUGUCCUCUACCUGGGUUGUCUCAGUAGAUCGAGACCGAAUGGUAUGGCAACAUUUAGAUAAUUUUAAUGGAGUAACACUGAGCCUAGCCUGGAUGUAUAUGCCUUAUAAUUAUAUAAUUACUACAUGAUGACCUAUAUUCCUGGUCAUGGCUCGGAACAAAAACAUUUACGCUGCUGAGAAUAGAUGAUGAGUCAUUUAUUGUGUAGUUGCGUGACUUGUGCUUGUAUUCCAAUUAAGCUUCUCUCAGUAGGAGUGCUGGUCUAGGACCAGGUCUCUCAUUUCCAUGUAGUCUUAUUCAUAUGAUCUAAAAGGCAAAACGGAUCCUAGAUCAGCACCCCUACUCUGAGACACUUUUUGAAUACGAGCCCUUGUCUUGUGCUCCCCACUGCUGCACAGGUGAUAGUGAUGUCUGGUCAUGAGACCAUCCGUGUCCUGGAAGUGGAGGUAGAUCAAGCCUCUCUUCCAUCCUCAGUGCCUGAUGGGAGGACUGGUUUGGGGGGUGAGGAUGUGAGUAAUCAGGCUAUGCAACCUGAGGCAGGAACACAGGACAGCCCGCCAGCACCCCACAACACUGGGGGAGUAGGUGAGCCCUUUGUAGGAUACCGAUACGGUAGGUUAGACUCCAUGCAAUACAGGUUAAACUGCAUCUUGUUUAAUGCUGCAGUGUAAAAAUGUUUCACAAAUGUUUUAAGAGUGAUGUGGGGUGUGUGCUGAUGGUAGACAAACAGUGUGUUCUCUCUCUGUGCUGUCAGUGCUGGGGGAGCAGGUGGUGGCUGUGGAUUCUGCAGCCUCUGCUGUCCAGAAUCUUGCUCAGACUGCAGUUCCCAUCAGUGUAUCCCUGUCGCAGCCACAGGCCACCAUGCCCAUCACUGUGCAGAGCUUGCAGGGCUGUCAACAGGUGAGAACAAUUAAACUAAAAUACAUACUUUUUUUGUGUAAUGUGUGGUUCCUUCAUCUGCCAAUAAUUUUUAUCCUGUUUAUUUGUCACCCCUCUUCCUAAUAACCCCCUCCUCCUUCCCUGUAGGUCCUGACCCAGGAUGGUCUGGCCACUCUGAUGACAGGGAUGAUGGCCCAGACAGGCUCCCUGGGCCAGCCCCUGCUCAUCCCCCUCAGCAUGGCAGGGUCCAUGGGGGGCCAAGGCCUGGCUGUCCUCACCUUCCCCACCAGCAACGUAGCCACACUCCCUGGCCUUUCAGCUGCCAGCCAGUCCGGAGGCCUCCUCAAACUACCCUUUGCCGGCUUACAAGGCUUGCAAAGUAAGACAUGGCAGAGAUACACACCUCACAGAAUAUGUAUCUCUGCAUUAAUCCACAUUGAAUCAACAGUCAAUAAUUUUUUGGCUACCACAUGGGGACAGUGAGGCUUUAUCUGUAUGUGUUUGUGCUCUUCUUUCCCAGCAGCCACUGUGCUAAACCCUGUCCAGGCCCAGCAGACGGUUUUCCAGUCUCAGACAGCAUCACUACAGCAGGUCCAGGCAGCUAUGCAGCAGGCUCAGCAGAACACGCAGGUGACCGCAGCCCAACUGGCCCGAGCCAUGCCAGCCGUCUCUCAGCCCAGUGUGUCUGUGGCAACACUCCAUUCUGCAGGCCUCUCCAUCAACCCUGCCAUUGUAAGAAUGUGUUUCUGUAUUGUCAUGUAUGUGAGUUAACCUUUUACACUCGUGGAAAUUGGCCUACAGUAUAUGGAUAGGGCUACAUUUAAAUGUUUCUUCAAGAAUAAAUAUGAAAAGCAUAAGCAUGGGACAAUUUGUAGACCAAAGUUGAGGACACAACAGUUCACCUGACACAAGACUGAAUUCAAACACUACACUGUUGAUUUUAUGUGCAUUUCCUAAGUAAUUUCAAUGCACUUUCAGGACAUAGUCUUCAACUAUAAGGUGCUUUUAAAAAAUUGUUCCUAGCUGUGCCGUUGAGAAACUAGAGCAAGCAUACUUGUUUUGUUUGGAACACAACCCUGCAUCCCCGCCAUCACCGUUGUUCUUUACACAAUCCAAAGACAGACCAUUAUAAAUCGCAAUCUGGGUCAGGUGGGCAUCAUUCGAAAGCUUGUUCUAUUGCCAACAUGACUAAGUUAUAAAAUACGAUCUUACAGUGUAAGGCUUUCACAGGGCAAUUCAGAGAAACGGAUCGUAAUUUUGGUGCUCAUAGAAAGGAGUCGUGUGCAUUCAGGUGUGUGUUCUGCAGCAAAUUUUCUUCACAAUAGACAAACAGGCUCAUUCUGUUCAGAACAACCCAGGGUAUGACGCCAUGUCAUCUUGUGACUGUACAUCAAACAUAACAGUUGACACUGUAUAUGACAUGAGUUUUACACUCUUAGAAGAAAAGGUGCUUGGAAGAAAACCCUUUGAAGAACCCUUUUUGGUUGCAGGUAUAACCUUUUUGGUUCCAUGUAGAUCCCUUUCUACAGAGGGUUCUACAUGCAACCCAAAAUGGUUCUACCUGGAACCAAAAAGUGUUCUAUGGGGACAGCCGAUGAACCCUUUUGGAACCCUUUUCUAGGAGUGUAUGAUAUGGAAAUGUGAAGUGCUCAUUUGGACUCAUGGGUGUUUGGCUUGCUUGUAUGACAUCAAAGUGGUAUUUAUUAUAAUCCUCAACGUCUCAUCUUUCAAAAUACAUUGAGUCCUCUUAAUUUACAGCGUUUCUCUCACUCUGACAACAACAAAUGUGCAAAAGUUGCCCAAUUAGCGGGUGGAUCGGGGCAACGGUAGGCCGUCAUUGUAAAUAAGAAUUUGUUCUUAACUGACUUGCCUAGUUAAAUAAAAAAUAAAUCUAUAAACUUCUUGUCGCAUGCGGUGCUCAAGUUCAGAAUGGCUAUCAGUCAAAACCCAUAGAGAGCUGUGAAGCGCAGAGCCUGAACUCUGACUUAAUGUAUAGCAUAUUACUGUACAGCUACUGCGUUCUAAUUUCAAAUCUGCCAUUUCCAACCUGUAUACAGGUACGAGUGUAAAGGGUUAAUGUGAUGUGCGUGUAUUUGUUUUUCAUGUUUUUAACUUUAAAGUUUGGACAUAAGUCUGCAUAACUUGAGCAGAUGGUUUAACAUUGCCUUGUUGUUCAUCCACACUCUUGAAUAUAGUGUACCUUAUAUUCAAAAUGAUGACAUUAUCGAUAGUAGAACAAUAUGUUCUGGAUGCCUCCGUUUCAAUCCUCCCAGAUCAGUGCUGCAUCUCUAGGGGCUCAGCCUCAGUUCAUCAGCUCCCUUACAUCCACUCCCAUCAUCACCAGUGCCAUGUCUGGAAUCACCAGCCAGAUCAUCACCAACGCACAGGGACAGGUGGGUUACAGGACAAACAUAACCACCAAGCAAACAUGCUCACUAUUUUUCAAGGAUCAUAGUAACAAUCACACAAUUUCAACUAAUGUCUUAUGACUAUGUUGUUAUUAUAGAUUUAUAAACUUGUAUUUAUCUAUAAAGGUUAUAGUAUUAUGAUAAUCAGUUAAUAAACAACUUAUAAACUAUUUAUAAAUCCUUUUGUAUAGUGUUACUAAUAAGUAUAUGCCCUAAUUCUUUAAAUGUGGCAUCCAGGUGAUUGGAACCAUCCCCCUGAUGCUGAACCCUGCCUCACUGACAGGAGGGGCUGCUACUCAGGCUCUGAAUCUCCAGGGCUUUCAAGGCCUGCAGGUCCAGACAGUCCAGCCACAGCUGGUUCUGAACAACCAGGGCCAGAUCAUUGCCACCAUAGGGAAUGGACCUGCUACAGUCCCCACUUCUGCUGCGGUUAUUCCCAAGCCUAAUGUUCCUGUGACAUUCUCGAAGCCCAGCACCCAGGUACCCUUCUCCACCAAUUUUGUCCUUAUGAGUGCUCCAUCAGAAUUUCAGAAAAAUUGUAAAUGCUGUUUUUAUGGGGUGUUGGUCGAAAUUGGUUUAAAGUGAGAAUGGUGAGUCUUUGUUAUUGCCUUUUGGAUGUUACCAUUAAUCCAUUGCUGACAGAAAUUUCCCCUCAGGCUCAGGUAACAACUGUUACGCAGUCACCUGUGGUCAUCGCCCCACAACCGUCUGCAAUGAAGACAGUCACUCCAAUCUCCUCCUCAGUCCCUAUCACCUGUGGGGAGACACCCACUGUGGGCCAGCUCGUCAGCAGUACGUGGUUCACUUUUAUUUAUUUAUUAUUAAUUUAAUUUGAUCGUAUAUUUAACCAGGGAAGUCACAUUUGAGAUUUACAUAUUUUUCAAGGUAGCCGGGCCAAGAAAAAGCAGCAUCUUACAUUUUUUUACAUUUUACAUUUUAGUCAUUUAGCAGACGCUCUUAUCCAGAGCGACUUACAGUUAGUGAGUGCAUACAUUAUUAUUAUUAUUAUUUAUAUUUUUUUAUAUAUAUAUUUUAUUUAUUUUCAUACUGGCCCCCUGUGGGAAUCGAACCCACAACCCUGGCGUUGCAAACGCCAUGCUCUACCAACUGAGCUACAUCCCCAUCUUCUCUACAAUCAGAGAUAUUUUUACAAGUAGGUAGAUAUUUAUAUCUGGUUCGUCUAUUCCCCUCUUUAGAGCCACAGCAAGGGUGCACAGAUGAGGAGGGCAUUAAUCUGGAAGAGAUUCGAGAGUUUGCCAAGAACUUCAAGAUCCGCCGGCUGUCCCUGGGGCUGACGCAGACACAAGUGGGACAGGCCCUUACGGCUACAGAGGGACCGGCCUACAGCCAGUCUGCCAUCUGCAGGUAAACUCCUCUGGCCUACUGGGUGGGGGUGGUUGCAGGCAGCACAGUACAAGGUUUCUGAAAUCCUUUCUAUCAAAUAUGAUAAAUAGUGUAUGUUUGUAUGCUAUGGACAUUGUAGUUCUAGGGUUAUAUUUUGGAAGUCUUGAUACUAUAGUAGGAAUGUCACAGGAUAGUAGCUCUGACAGUUAAAUAAAGAUUAAAUGGGGUCAGGUACUCUGGUUGAUCAGAGGCUAUUGUGUUAUUAGUUUAUAAGUUGUUGCUUCUUGCAGGUUUGAGAAGCUGGACAUUACACCCAAGAGUGCUCAGAAGCUGAAGCCUGUGCUGGAGCGGUGGCUGGCUGAAGCAGAGCUGUGGAACCAGAAGGGUCAGCAGAAUUUGAUGGAGUUUGUGGGUGGUGAGCCAUCCAAGAAACGCAAGCGUCGCACCAGCUUCACCCCGCAGGCCAUCGAAGUGCUCAACACCUACUUUGAGAAGAAUGCCCUGCCAACGGGCCAGGAGAUUACGGAAAUCGCUAAGGAGCUCAACUACGACCGUGAGGUUGUGCGUGUAUGGUUCUGCAACAGGCGGCAGACACUGAAAAACACCAGCAAGAUCAAUGUGUUUCAAGUGCAGCCG